AUGCCAAAGAGACCGAUUCGUGGAUUGGAAGGGCCACGUGUGAAUGUGAAAGACUUCAUGAACAACACGCAGAUUUACAUGAAUCUGGCCCAGUUGUGCGAUGUAUCUCCCGGAGUGCGAGCUGAAUUUGCCCAUCAAUUGUCAUUGGUGCCAGUGCCUAAGAAAAAGAAGCCUGCUAAACGCGCGAAACCUACAGUGGAGCCAGAUUCAGAUGUCGAGAUGCAAUCGGCUCAGCAAGCAGGAAGAGUGACUGGCAAAGGGAAGGGCAGAGCUGUGGCCCAAGUUCACAUGGUCACACCGCCGGCUCCAUCAUACCCCGAGCCUGGGACCGAGACUCAGGCUGGGGCCUUGAAGGAUGAAUGGUCCCCGAGCCAAUGUCCCGGAAACCGGAGUGUGGCGUCAAGGGGUCUGUAG
Penicillium daleae is the source of this 414-nucleotide messenger RNA. RefSeq lists its product as uncharacterized. NCBI's taxonomy places the organism in Eukaryota, Fungi, Ascomycota, Eurotiomycetes, Eurotiales, Aspergillaceae. The transcript has a single exon. The record is from RefSeq and is a predicted model, not a curated record. Bases 1 to 414 code for a protein of 137 amino acids.